Molecule: messenger RNA, 2091 nt
Organism: Penicillium waksmanii
Lineage: Eukaryota; Fungi; Ascomycota; Eurotiomycetes; Eurotiales; Aspergillaceae
Product: putative salicylate hydroxylase
Exons: 5
Coding region: 1-2091 (696 amino acids)
Molecular function (GO): monooxygenase activity; FAD binding; lyase activity
Source: RefSeq, a predicted model, not a curated record
AUGACCGAACGAAUCGAAAACUCUGGACUUCGCGUGCUAAUUGUCGGUGCUGGCAUCGGCGGGUUGACAGCUGCAGUUGCGCUGCGACAGCAAGGACAUCAUGUUGAGAUCUUCGAGCGUUCCCGCUUCGCCAAUGAAAUUGGUGCUGCGAUUCACCUUUGUCCAAAUGCCAAUGGUGUUCUUCUUCGACUGGGCAUCGAUGCGUUGAAAUUCGGCGGAGUAGAGACCGAGAAGCUUCGUGAAUAUACUCCAGCUGGCGAGCCAGUCCACAUCACGAAUGUGAAGCAGCAGGCGGGUUUCUGGAGACACAGCUGGCUUCUAGUUCAUCGCGCACAAUUCCACGAAGGCCUUAAAGCAGCAGCCCAGGCCCCGGGCCCCGGCAUUCCAGCCAUCCUACACACUGCAAGCAAAGUCGUUGAUGUUGACCCACACAAAGCAACUGUCACCCUUGAAAAUGGCGAGGUGCACACGGGAGACGUGGUUGUCGGAGCAGAUGGUGUACACUCACUCACACGAACCAAGCUGACCCAGGCAAAGGGCAUCAAGCCGUCUAGCUCGGGCAAGAAUGCGUUCCGGUUCUUGAUGACUCGUCAGCAGGCGCUCGAUGACCCCGAGACAAACAGCAUCGCACGAGACAUGGGCGCAGUUGACAUGUGGGAUGGAGCAGAUCGACGGGUUGUCAUCUAUCCAUGUGCGAACAACGAGCUGCUCAACUUUGUCUGUAUUCACCCAGACUCUUUGACGGCGAUCGAGGCCGACGGCGAUGAGUAUAAUCAGCAGAUUAGCAAGAAUGCUCUUCUGGAGGUGUAUAAGGAUUUCAGCCCACAGGUUCUCCGGUUGUUGGAGAAGGCGGAUCCGGCGACGCUGAAGUUGUGGCCACUGCUGGAUAUGCCCACUCUACCUGAGUGGGUGGAGGAUCGAUUGGUCGGGAUUGGCGAUGCGGUUCACCCUUUCUUGCCAUACCGAGCAUCAGGUGGCGCGAUGGCCAUUGAAGAUGCGGCCUCACUCAGUGUGAUGUUGCCUCGCGGUAUCGCGGCUGCCGAUGUGCCCGAUAGACUGAAGGUCUAUCAAAAAGCUCGCCACGAACGUGUAACCACCAUCCAAGAAAUGACGCGCCAGUCGGUCAAUUUGCUACCGCUAGAUAAAACCAUCAUGAUGGUCGGCUACAUCAACGGGCAUGACGAAUUCGACCAUUCCGCUCAGGUCUUGCGCAAGUAUCUCUGGGCUAAAAACCCACACAUGUAUUGGCGCCAGCCAAUCGUCUUUGGCCCCAUGCCUGGCCCCCGACAGGACUGGUAUGGCAAUGACCGCGCGGCGAAAUCCUUGGAGGCAACCUUCCAAACGGCCUCGAUCAAAUUCAAGACCAGUCGCACGCUUCUACAGAAUCUCUUCCCGAAUGACCGGUACAGCUUCAUCUCGCCUAGCACAGUUGCACGGGCCAGUUUCUCACAGACUACACUGAACGGCAUGGACUGGCUGGGCGGUGGUGGAUACCGACACAUUGGACUGUAUAUCCAUGGUGUGCAAUACAAGAAGGAGAAUGGCGAGGUACUCAAGGGGACAUAUAUGCCUAUUCUAUUUGAGAGCCUUGCAGAUCCCAUCGUGUCGGGUCGUGAGGAGCUCGGCAUGCCGAAGCUAUACACAGCGAUUGAUAUUCAUGAGCGGCAUAGCUCUUAUCGUCUGCAAACCAGCUGGCAGGGUGCUGUGUGGGGCCACUUCGAGCUUGAGGAUCUACAAGACCAGGAUACGGGCGCGGACAAAGGUACGAUUGGAGGGGAAGACGAUGACGGAAUCUUGGUAUAUCGGUAUAUGCCCAAGGUUGGCCGAGACACAAAGGGUGAGGCGGCAGAGGAAUACCCGGUCUUUGUUCCGCAUGCGCAGGAGUCCAAGGUCGUGCCAUCCAAGGUCACGCGGGUGCGCCGGAGCAAGAGCGCCAAGGUGAACAUCGAUGGGCUAAAUUGGGAUGCACUGCCCACGCUGCACCAUGUUGUGUCUCGACUUGCGGAGAUCCCUAUCGAUGAGGUGAUCGAAGCGAAGAUCACCGAGGGGUUGGGGGUGCCGGAUGUGUCGAGCGCACAGCGCAUUGAGUAG